Messenger RNA from Neolamprologus brichardi, 1888 nucleotides. Its product is annotated as alpha-(1,3)-fucosyltransferase 4-like. Gene Ontology annotation, cellular component: membrane. Gene Ontology annotation, molecular function: alpha-(1->3)-fucosyltransferase activity. The record is from RefSeq and is a predicted model, not a curated record. NCBI's taxonomy places the organism in Eukaryota, Metazoa, Chordata, Actinopteri, Cichliformes, Cichlidae.
AUGGGAAUUGGGGAUCUCUGGAGACCAGAGGGCCGCCCCUCAAUCGCAGCUCACGGAGCAGACAGGCGCUCAGGGUUAUUCCGGCGGAAAAACCGCUGCGUGUGUGUUCUAACAGGGGUCUGCUCCUCUGUGUGCGUGGCCACCGUGGUUUUCCUGUUACUCGUGGGAGUCUGCCUGCUCUACCUGCCGGAUGCAUUAGCGCCUGACCCGCUGGUUUCUCUCAGCCCGGUGACGCUGCUGAUUUGGACGUAUCCAUUCGGUCAGUAUCGAGAACUUCCGGACUGCCUCGAGCUGUUUCAGAUAGACGGCUGCACGCUCACGGACGACGAGCUCAGGUACCCACAGGCUGACGCCGUGAUAAUUCACCACCGGGAGAUUGCCACUGGCUACGCCGAUCUCCCACCAGAACCGCGGCCACCUGCGCAAAAGUGGAUAUGGAUGAACUUCGAGUCUCCCACGCACACGCGUGGACUCUGGCGUUUAGGCGGUGUUUUUAACCUCACGAUGAGCUACCGGACAGACUCGGACAUUUUCCUCCCCUAUGGGUAUCUGGUCCCCCUCGCGCGCACAGAGAGGGCUCUCCACAAGAGCUUUGUGCUGCCGCUUCGCGGAUCUUACAGCUCCAAACUCCUGCGCUCACGCUUCGUGGCCUGGGUCAUCAGCAACUGGUCGGAGUCCCAGGCGCGCGUGACCUUCUACUACCAGCUGCGCCAAUACAUCCAGAUCGAUGUGUUCGGGCGCGCGGGCUCGCCGUUACCGACAGGCAGCGUGGUGCCGCUCGCCAAGCGGUACCUGUUCUACCUGGCGCUGGAGAACUCCCAGCACACCGACUACAUCACGGAGAAGCUGUGGAACGCCGUGCUGGCCGGUGCAGUCCCCGUGGUGCUGGGUCCAUCCAGGCAGAACUAUGAGCGUUUCCUGCCCCCCGAGGCCUUCAUCCACGUGGACGACUUCCCCUCAGUGGAAGAGCUGGCCCAAUACCUGCUGAUGCUGAGGCGGAGCCCGGCUCAGAUGAGACGGCACCUGGACUGGAGGAGGGGCUACGGCGUACGCCAGCCGACCUUCUUCAACGAGCACUUCUGCACGGCCUGCAGUGCGGUGAGGAAGACCAGAGGCAGGACUAAUGUAGUCAGAGACCUGAGACGUUGGUUCCACUCGUGAAAACAUGCAUCAGACCUCCAGUACCUGUUUGAAAUGACGGCAAAGCCGAGAGAUAAGACCGCGAGAGGGGAAAGAUUUACUAACCACAUGCUGCUUCCAGAGUUUACAAAUCAAAUCUUUUUAUCAUCAGUGAAAGAGUAUAUUUAAUUUAUGUGAUUUAAUUAAAUAAUGUAAUAACUUAAAUACAUUUAUGAUCAUUGAUCUUAUCUGAGUGAAUUCUUCUUCUUCUUUUUAUCUUAAUUUAUUUAUUUAUUUUAACUGACUCCCAUCUAGCCAGUAAGAGUCCUUCUGAUAAAACAGCUGGAGUAGAGUUAACCUUCUGCACCAGGGCUUAACAACACAACAUCUGUAAUUUAGACCAGCGGUGUCAAACAUAGGGCCUGGGGGCCAGAAUCGGCCGGCAAAGACUCCAAUACGGUCAUCUGGACACCUUUAGAAAAUCUGAAGGAGUGCAUAGUAUUUGAACUUCUAAUUGUAUUUUCAUAAGUUUUACAGCUUUUCCAAUUGAUAAAGUGCUUUUUUAAAAAAAAUGUGAAUUCAUAAAAAUGUUAUAUUUUGUAAUUACAGGAGAGUCAGUGCAAUGAAAAACCAGAACUUUUUAUGUAAUUUUACAUACUCACCAUGUAGUUUCACUGUUCUGGCUCACUUAAGAUUAAAUCAGGUUGUAUGUGGCCCACAGUGUAAAAUUUAUUUGACUUUGCUGCUUGGCAAAAUUAAAAUGUGUGAC